AAGUUCGAGCGUGUGUAUGCGCAACUGACGAAGCGAACCGGUCGCUUGGCGCGGAGCGAAGCGAACUGGCGAUUUUUGAUUUUUUGAUGAGGCUCGCAGGCAAGUUCUAAAGGUGGGUCCAGACUUGAACAUUUUAGCCCGAACGAACAGAAAGAGCUGAGCGAGCAAAGCCGAAUUCGCUAAGUGUGGACUUGCGCCCGAGCCGAAUCUAACGAGCCGGAACGUUUUCCGGAGCUUGUCGGUAAAUCGGAAAUGCUCAAAGAGGUUUAUUGUUCGCCGAAUUAUUCAGUUGACGGAAUUAAUAUAGUUCGCGCGGUUCGCAGCAUUCGAGUUGUCUGUGUGUUUUGAAGGUACGGCAAAAAUAAGAAAGAGUUAUUUAGUUUUAUUAUUUAAAUAAUAAUUUGAUAAUGGAGUGGAAUAGGGAAGCAUGUUUAAAAUUAAUUGACAUUUAUGAACAAAACCCUGUGUUGUGGAAUCCCAAACACGGAUUGUAUUACAAUAAAAUAAAAAAGCAUGACGCCUGGGUGAAUAUUGGUCAAAACAUGCAGUGUGGUAGUGAAGAGGUAAAAAAGAAAAUGGAGAGCAUGUUGGCAAGUUUCAGGCGGGAAAAAUCCAAAGGCAAAAAAUCUGUUGGUACCGGUAAAGGUAGGCAAGAAGUGUAUAUAUCCAAAUGGUUUGCUUUCACCCGAAUGGCCUUUUUAUUAGACAGAGAUGAACCAACAGAAACAUUAACUUCUCUCAAUGAUGACACAGAAACGAUGGAGGCUGCUUCGCAAGAAGAUAUUGAGGAUUCCCUUGAUCAAUCUACAGAUAUAAAUGAUGAUCAUUCACAAAACGACAGAGGCAAUCUUGAUGAAAGCCAAACCGAACUUCAUCAAGUGAAAAGAACAUGUCGUGUAAACUUAAAAAAAGGAACAAAACAGAACAUAUCUCGGGAAGAUAGCACUAUUGCCGAAGCCUUUGGAAUGCUAAAAAGCGUAGUAGCAAAGGAAAAGCCCGCAGAAAUAUCCGAUAGUUGUACUGAUUAUGGAAAGCAUGUGGCAAAUAAGCUGAGAAAUUAUUCGGAGAGGACUAAAGCGAUAGUACAGUACCAUUUUAAUAAUAUAUUAUUUCAAGCUGACAUGGGUAAUUUUGAAAUAAAUAGAAAUGCAGCAGCUAUGAAUGUUGCUGCAAACUAUCAGAAUUCGUCCAUAACUUUGCCCACUGGUCACUUUACGACACCCAUUCCAACACCUUCUCCACAAGAAACGUCACAAAGUGAAGUUUCAUAUACUGAUUUGUCAACUCCGAUCAGCGAAGUUAAUGCUCAAGAAGAAACAGGUUCACUUGGAACAGCCUCUAAUUUCUUGAGCAACUGGCAAAUUGAACAUUACUAA
Molecule: messenger RNA, 1376 nt
Organism: Anthonomus grandis grandis
Lineage: Eukaryota; Metazoa; Arthropoda; Insecta; Coleoptera; Curculionidae
Exons: 3
Coding region: 408-1376 (322 amino acids)
Source: RefSeq, a predicted model, not a curated record